CCCCCCCCCCCCUUGUACGUCCCUCCCAGAAAGGCGGGGCGCCGACUGCGUCGAGGAAAAUGUCAACAACAUGCCGGAGUCUUCCAGGCAAACAGAAACAGAAACAGAGGCAGGGGCCGGGGACUGGCGACGGAGAGAACAAGGAAACGAGUCGUGUGACAACGUCGUGUCUGUAAUAUCACAGUUCGCCGAUGAUAACUUAACACUCGUGCGGAACAUAAGCACAGGGCUUGCGAUUGCUGGGGUUCUCGUAAUAGCAAGGAGUAUCAAGCUGAUCACCAAAUUUCAAGCUGCGUCUGAGAUCCCCGCUCGUUUCAUUGAGAGGAACGUCAGCCUUCGCGGGAAAGUUCAUUCGAUCACAGAGAAGGGACUCGAAGUGGAGCACGUCCCGAUUCAUCUGCCAGUCCUCUCGCCAUUGCUUUCAAAACACAAGGGUGUUUCCAUGCCCCCAUUAAUGGUGCAUCUUGCAGGAGUGGAGCUGACACCAGAGGGGAGAGUGUGGCUUCAGAAGAACCUGGAUCCUGGCCAAACAGUGUGGCUAAAACUGAUCAGCCGUGACGACGACAUACUACACUGUAUGGUAUCUCAAAGCAGGGGGUCAAUGUGGAGCUACUGUAUGAACGAAGAGGUCCUCAAGCUCGGUCUGGCUCGCACUGCUCCCAUUGCAGGACUCCUGCCUGACUCCAGCCUCUACUGGCGUCUUCACAAACGGCUGCACAGGGCAGAGGUCAAAGCUGAGAGGAAGGGGAGGGGUCUGUGGAAGGAGGACGGCCUAUGGGAGAGGGCCUCAGGGGCCGUCAGGGACAGUGCUUUAUUGAGACUCAUGAGGUGGAUCUUUAAGAGGACUUGACUGAUCGAUCCGAGGCAGAAUCCAAAAAAAAAAAAAGUUAGUUGCCUUUAAGUCCUGAAAUAAUCAAAAAUGACAUCAGUCUUCUUGAUUUCUGGAAACAAAUUUAAUUUAUUUAACGGUGUUCAUGCACUGAACGCAUCUAGUGUAAAAAGGGAGUUUAGAAAGCUUUCUUUAAGCUGAAGAAGCGUCCCAUCCUUCACUCAACUGUCCUUUGUUUCACUUCUCAGGGAAUUUGCCCGAUGUUACUUUACAUUCCUUAUUGCACCUGUAUCAAAAAGUUUAUGGUUUUGACUGUGUUUUCCAGUCUUUCAAGUUUUUAUAAAAAUGGUUAUUUGAAACCCCCGUCUCAAAUCCUGAUACUAAUCCCACGGCUUUCACUUACUCCAUUAAACCACAGCUAAGCACAUCCUCCUCUGUGUGACACCCCACUAAACACAAGAUGGGGGCGGGGUAUGUUAAUGGUGUUUAACAGGGAGAGGGGGGUCCACUUGUCCCUCUCUGAAAUCACUGUUGCUAUAGAAACCAAAUGUGAAAUACAAAGCAAACCAAAGGGCUAAACUCUACACUGGCCGACCCAAACCCCAUGGGAGCCUUAUAUGUAGUGUGCAUGUGCGUGUGUGUGGUGGGGUCGUUAAGUACCUAUAAAGAGGGCCCUUUUAGGUGUAAGGUGACUAAGACAUUAGAGUAUUUAAACACUGAAAUAGAAGAGAAAUGUGACCAAACCUGUAAACAGCCUUUGACUUCAUAGCACUGUUCGGUAUUAUUGUAGAAAUGAAUGAAAAACACACAACAGUGGCAUAAAUAAUGACGCGUUCAUCGACACCUGCUGAAGAAUAAGCCCCAAAGCAAAUUUCCUGAAUGUCCGGGAUUAUGCUCAUGUAAUUGUUUUAUUGUUUUGCAGUACAAGUUCACAGCCAAAAUUACACCUUGCGCU
Molecule: messenger RNA, 1784 nt
Organism: Xiphias gladius (swordfish)
Lineage: Eukaryota; Metazoa; Chordata; Actinopteri; Istiophoriformes; Xiphiidae
Gene: miso1
Product: c18h3orf33 homolog (H. sapiens)
Exons: 5
Coding region: 71-850 (259 amino acids)
Source: RefSeq, a predicted model, not a curated record